Molecule: messenger RNA, 639 nt
Organism: Angiostrongylus costaricensis
Lineage: Eukaryota; Metazoa; Nematoda; Chromadorea; Rhabditida; Metastrongylidae
Source: the annotation of a GenBank genome assembly
AUGGGAGAAAAAGACAGGCUUCUGGCGGUUGAGAGAUUGAAAUUGGCACAUAUAGGAAGAGUAUCACAACUCGCACGAAAAGUCGGAUUUAGCGAAGUGUUAGCUUGGAACGAUAUGUUUGAUAAAUCUGAGGUGGUGGAUAUGCAGACAGCUGGUCUUGGACAGUUAAUCACCCCAGUUGUCUGGGGAUACAGAUUGGAUGUCACGGAGAAGGGCUAUUUUCCUGAACACCUAUUUGAGAGGUUGUCGCAGGUGUUUCCCACUAUUUUCUUCGCGAGUGCAUUUAAAGGUGCCAACUCAGAGGGAGAGAACUUCAUUGACAUUGAUCGAUAUUUCCAGAAUCAGAUGUCGUAUGUAAAGCUGUAUAGGGAAAAUAGAAAGGCUCUGGACGGUCGUGUUGAUGGUAUAAUACUGACGGGUUGGCAACGUUAUCGACAUUAUGCUCCCUUAUGUGAAUUACUGGCAAUUUCUCUCCCGUCACUAAUCACUGAUCUCGUCUACUUCGAUGACGUCACACGCCAUCGUGAUGAAUUGUGGAGUUUUGUGAAGGCCGCGAAACCACGAGAUCUCGAAAAAUUGCGUAAUUGCAGUAGACGGGCCGCGCCACACCUUAAACCGAACACAAACUGUGCAAUUUGA